Messenger RNA from Saprolegnia parasitica CBS 223.65, 415 nucleotides. RefSeq lists its product as hypothetical. The record is from RefSeq and is a predicted model, not a curated record. Gene Ontology annotation, biological process: glycerophospholipid catabolic process. The transcript has 2 exons. Gene Ontology annotation, molecular function: phosphoric diester hydrolase activity. Bases 1 to 363 code for a protein of 120 amino acids. NCBI's taxonomy places the organism in Eukaryota, Oomycota, Saprolegniomycetes, Saprolegniales, Saprolegniaceae.
AUGCUGCGGGCCAAGCAGACGCGGUACCCGGUCUUCUUUCUCACGUGCGGCACCGACAUCACCGGCCAAGUGCCGGAUGUCCGAACCGUCUCGCUCGAGACCGCGGUGCCGUUUAGCCGCAUGGAGCAGCUCCAGGGGAUUGUGACCAACUCGCUGCCGCUGUUUACGAAACCCAAGUGGAUCCGCCACAUCCGCAACGACCAGCUGCACCUCUGGACGUGGGGCAACCACAACACGGGCCAUGACAAGGUGCAGUUUCAAAAAAUGCAUGGCGUCUCGGGCGUCAUCUCGGACAACGUCGGCGACCUCACCAAAGUCGACAAGAAGCUCCGCCCGCGCGAUGCCGGCGCCAGCAUGAGCUAAGUGCGAUCGCUCCUUUUGUAUGGCAGCAAGAAACAUCCUUUCGUUUCCUCGU